AUGUCCGGAAUCUUCUCAAAAGACGCCGUUGCGUCUCACAACAAGUCAGACAGCCUCUGGGUUGUCAUUGACGAGGAUGUCUACGAUCUCACCAAAUUCCAGGACGAGCAUCCUGGCGGUAAAAAGAUCCUGCAGCGAGUUGCUGGAAAGGAUGCCUCGAAACAGUUCUGGAAAUACCACAAUGCGGGUGUGUUGAAGAAAUACAGCGCACAGCUCAAGGUUGGAUCAUUAGAUUCGAAGAAAGUUGCUGCUGCACCACAGUCUCCUCCGUCGCCCCUCGCCACGCCUCCAACGGUGGCUUCUUCCGCAUUGGAAAAUACAGUCGCAUCCAGAACCACUGCGCCUUCUCAUGCUUUAGACCCUUACGGUGAUUUGGUGCCAUUUGCGGAUCCAGCAUGGUAUCAAGGGUACCACUCCGUAUACUACAACGAGACUCACGAAGCUCUCCGCGACGAGGUUCGCAAUUGGGUAGAGUCCGAGAUCGAGCCGUAUGUUCAGGAAUGGGACGAGGCUAGGGCUAUUCCCGAAGACCUAUACAAGCAGAUGGGUGAGCGAGGAUACCUUGCGGGACUGAUGGGUGUGGCAUAUAAUCCAGCCCUGUCCAAGAACAAAGUCAAGUCCGUCCCGCCCGAGAAGUGGGAUUUCUUCCACGAAUUCAUUGUCACCGAUGAGCUCUCGCGAGCCGCUAGCGGUGGUCUCGUAUGGAAUCUCAUUGGAGGGUUUGGUAUCGGAUGUCCUCCUGUCAUGAAGUACGGAAAGAAGGAGCUAAUUGACCGUAUUGUCCCCGGUAUAUUGGCUGGUGAGAAACGUAUCUGUCUUGCCAUUACUGAGCCAGAUGCUGGAAGCGAUGUCUCCAACAUCACCUGUGAAGCUAAGUUGACUCCUGAUGGGAAGCACUAUAUUGUCAACGGUGAGAAGAAGUGGAUUACCAAUGGUAUAUGGUCCGAGUAUUUCACCACGGCGGUACGGACUGGCGAAGCUGGCAUGAAUGGUAUCAGCGUUUUGCUCAUCGAGCGGUCGGCUGGAGGUGUUAAAACCCGCAAGAUGGAUUGUCAGGGUAUGUCGACUAGCGGCACCACUUACGUCACUUUCGAGGACGUCAAAGUGCCCGUUGAAAACUUGAUUGGCAAGGAGAACCAGGGCUUCAAGGUUAUCAUGAUGAACUUCAACCACGAACGCAUUGGCAUAAUAAUCCAAUGCGUCCGCUUUUCCCGCGUCUGCUACGAGGAAUCCGUCAAAUACGCCCACAAGCGUCGCACCUUCGGCAAGCGCCUCAUCGACCACCCAGUCAUUCGCAUGAAGCUCGCACACAUGGCGCGCCAAAUUGAGGCAUCGCACAACUGGCUUGAGAAUAUCAUCUACCAAUGCCAGUCCAUGGACGAUACUGAAGCCGCGUUCCGUCUGGGCGGUGCCAUUGCGGGCCUCAAAGCGCAGUCUACAACGACGUUUGAAUUCUGUGCGCGUGAGGCGAGUCAGAUUUUUGGUGGCUUAAGUUAUACACGCGGCGGCCAGGGAGGAAAGAUUGAGCGGCUCUAUCGGGAUGUGCGUGCCUAUGCGAUUCCGGGCGGGAGUGAGGAGAUUAUGUUGGAUCUCAGCAUGAGGCAGAGCUUGAAGGUGCAUCAAUUCUUUGGGAUGAAGCUGUAG
Molecule: messenger RNA, 1644 nt
Organism: Paracoccidioides brasiliensis Pb18
Exons: 4
Coding region: 1-1644 (547 amino acids)
Molecular function (GO): flavin adenine dinucleotide binding; oxidoreductase activity, acting on the CH-CH group of donors
Source: RefSeq, a predicted model, not a curated record